Molecule: messenger RNA, 2699 nt
Organism: Alosa alosa (allis shad)
Lineage: Eukaryota; Metazoa; Chordata; Actinopteri; Clupeiformes; Clupeidae
Gene: plekha1b
Product: pleckstrin homology domain containing, family A (phosphoinositide binding specific) member 1b
Exons: 13
Coding region: 167-1330 (387 amino acids)
Cellular component (GO): membrane; cytoplasm
Molecular function (GO): PDZ domain binding
Source: RefSeq, a predicted model, not a curated record
CCACCACGCCCCCUCUGCUGUGAGGGCGCGAGGAUCCGGGAUCGGUGUAGCUCGCGCUGCGGGUAGGAAGUUGGAGGGAAAUGGACUGAACUCUCCGCCCGUGGAGGAGCGCGCAAGUUGUCACCAGUCCGCGAGAGGAGAAUAGUUGGAAUGAGCCGGCCCAGAGAUGCCUUACGUCGACCGACAGAACCGCAUCUGUGGCUUCCUGGACAUUGAGGAGAUUGAGAACAGCGGCAAGUUCCUGCGCCGCUACUUCAUCCUGGACACAACACAGGGCAGCCUGGUAUGGUUCAUGGACAACCCGCAGAACCUGCCCAAGGGUGCGGAGAUGGUUGGGUCCCUGAAGCUCACAUACAUCUCGAAGGUGAGCGAUGCCACGAAGUUGAGGCCCAAGGCUGAGUUCUGCUUCGUCAUCAAUGCGGGGAUGAGGAAGUUCUUCCUGCAGGCUAAUGACCAACAGGAUUUGGUGGAGUGGGUGAGCGUUCUCAACAACGCCACCAAGAUCACGGUGCCGCGGUCAGGAGAAGUACCCCCGCAGAGCAGCGAAGCGGCCAUGGAGCUCCUGGGCUCCCUGAAACAGGUCUCCUACAAGACCGAGAUCGUAGGGGGUGUCCCUAUCAUCACUGCCACUCAGGAGAAAGGAGAGGGGCAGAAUGGAGCGGAGAGGGGGGUGUUGAGGAAGCCCCUAAACCAGCCCUUCUUCCUGAGUGGCCACGAACAGGACCAGGUUGUCAAGGCGGGCUACUGCGUCAAACAGGGGGCAGUGAUGAAGAACUGGAAGAGGAGGUACUUCAUGCUGGAUGAAAACGCACUGAGCUACUACAAAUCAGACCUGGAAAAGGAGCCUUUACGUGUCAUCCCAUUAAAGGAGAUUCACAAGGCCCAGGAGUGCAAGCAGAGUGAUUUAAUGAUGAGAGACAAUCUGUUUGAACUGGUCACUACCUCACGAACCUUCUUCAUCCAGUCUGACAGUCCGGAGGAGAUGCACAGCUGGAUUAAAGCUAUCUCUGGUGCCAUAGUCGCUCAGAGGGGACCUGGACGCUCCGCCGCUACGAUGCGUCAGACACGUCGUCUCUCCAUACCGUGUGUACAGAGGUACACACUCCGCUCUGAUGAGUAUAGCACAGAGGUGAGGAGCAGCAGCCGGGGGGGUCAGUCUUCUACUGCAGCCUGCAGAGCCCCCCCACCCCCCGCUCACCCCUCUCUGUCCCAGAAUGCACUGCUCCCGGGGAUGGGCCUGGCCUGGGACACCAGCGACUUCCGGGGCCUGUUGCCAGGGGCGCCCAGGAGCAGGCUGUCGCUCCAGGAGACGGGGCGGCUCUUCAAGUGAGGGCCGAGGACGCCGGGGACGGCCGCGCGGAUCUGCUGUCAUGGCAACAUAACGACCCCUCCCCACAGACCACGGAGGAGGGGUUGUAUGUUACCGAAGUGUGACACACACACACACACACACACACACACACACACACACACACACACACACUAUAUAAAAUGACACAAAUACAACACACACACACACUUGCAAACAUGACAAACAUUUGACACAUGCACACAAACACAUUUAGGUGUCUUGGACACACACUGUGCAGUCCUGAACAUCCAGUCUCAUGCUGAACUCUCUCUCUCCCCCCUCUCUCUCUCUCUCACACACACACACACACACACACACACUGACCAGUAUCCAUUCAGAACUAUAGGGGACUGAGGUCUCUGAACACUGCUCACACACACUAACCUCGUGGAGAAGUGCUUUUAUGAAACGUAAUGCUCCAAGAGUAUGUGAUUUUUUUUUACAGUGUGUAUGUUUCUAAUAUUGUCUAUCCACUGCUAUGUUUAUGCUUGGGGUUUAGGUGUCUUAGGGACGGAAAAACAGAUGAGUGAGUGAGUGAGUGAGUGUGUGAAAGUGAGUGAGUGAGUGAACUGUUAAACGGUUUGUAGUUUUUUUUGUGUUCAUCCUCUUCUCCUUCCUUUUGCCUCUUGGGUGUUUAUAUCUUAGUUUGUUGUUGAUUACCUACCCAGAGUAUGUUAGUUUGGAUGAGAUUGUUGAUUACCUAUCCAGAAUAUGUUAGUUUGGAUGAGAUUGUUGAUUACCUAUCCAGAGUAUGUUAGUUUGGAUGAGAUUGUUACCCUUUGCUGAAAGACUGCUGUACAAGUUUGGUUUGAAGAGUGACCUGUAGUUCAGAGAAGGCUGCUAGAGAGGCGUAAAUGCAAAGCGCCCAGCUGGACGUGCUGCAUUGUCCAUACGGUUGGCUGGAUGACCCUCAGAUUACUGUGUUCUCCUCUGGGGGGUGUUGGCCUUCAAUAUGCAUCUUCUCUACUCUCUUGUGGCAUCUUUAAUUAGCACAACUCUUAAGUUAACACAACUCGUUAAUUAACACAACUCGUUAAUUAACGCAACUCUUUAAUUAGCACGACUCUUUCCUUUCUAGCUGCGUUAAGUGCCUGCUGCGUACCUUUGAUGGAGUGUAUACAGUGGUGGAGCAGUGGUAACGUCACCACCUGACCACAGGUCAACCUGGGGCUUGAUUCCCAAGACCGUCGGAAGUCCAUAUUAGUGUGGAUGCAAGCGUCUGUUAAAUCCCAGUCAACUUUAACUUUAAAAAACGAUGGAUGUUGGUAUAGUGAACUUGGUGUGAUGUCAUUACAUUUCUGCUUUAUUUAUUCUGUGGAGUUUGAGAAUUAAACUGAUUACAACUGGC